CAAGGCGCUGGGCAGUGUUAGUGAGCAAGUCCCAGGAAUCCUGGGAACCAACAAUCCACAGUCACAUCCCAGAAAAAUAACCCUGCCUGUCUCUGAGGGUGAACGACACCCUCGAUUCCUCGGAGUCCGCGUCCGUGUUCAGAUCUCUGCAAAACAUCAACACUUCUAUCUCGGACUCCCACUGGGUUCCCGCUGGGCCUCCUCGAAACGCUAACGGAUUAAGGGGCGGUGAGUAGGGAAGGUUUGGGGAGGUAAGGGAGCAAGAAAGCGGGGAAGGAACAAGGUGCGUUUCCCUCUUCUAAUCGUGUUCCAAUCAGGAGUCGUGUACCCAGGCGCCGAUUCUGGCCGUUCAGAGACUCUUCCAGGAACCGCCGGCCGCCUGGCCGUGGACUUUGGCUGGUCUGGCUUCCGCGGCUCCCUCUUCUCUCCUUCCUCCAGGCUCUGUGCCUCACUCAGGGGCGUGUCCUGCUCUACCUCCCUGUCACAGUGGUCCACUCAUCCGGUUACAGCAGCAGUUCCAGCAGCAGCGGCGGCAGCCAGAACAGGAGCAGCGAUAGCUACGGUUUCCAGAACAGGAGCCGGGGCAGCGGCGGCAGCUCAGUGCUGGGCACCUGUGCGGAGCAGGAGUAGCAGGACCAGGGGGUGGGGUCGGUGCCAGCCACUCUGAGCCAGAGAAGGAAGGGGCACCUCCCAGAUUCCGCUGCUGGGAAUAAUCUCCAGGGGAGGUGGCACCGAACUGGGAAUACUGGUGGGGGUGAACAUGUGCAGGAACAGCUAGAGGCCUCGGGGCGGGAAAACAUUUGGUCUACGUGUGGACAGGCAAGGAAAGCUGUCUGGGACCAUGGCAGCCUCCCGCCUGGACUUUGGGGAGGUGGAAACUUUCCUGGACAGGCACCCAGAGUUGUUUGAAGAUUACUUGAUGCGGAAGGGGAAGCAGGAGAUGGUUGAAAAGUGGCUGCAGAGGCAUAGUCAGGGUCAGGGGGCUUUAGGUCCAAGGCCCUCUUUGGCUGGUACCAGCAGCUUGGCUCACAGCACCUGCAAAGGUGGCAGCAGCAUUGGUAGUGGCAUUGAACCAAAUGGCUCUGCCCAUAGCCAGCCUCUUCCCGGUGGCGGGGACUGUGGUGGGGUUCCCUUGAGUCCCAGCUGGGCCAGUGGCAGCAGGGGCGAUGGGAACCUGCAGCGGAGAGCUUCUCAGAAAGAGCUAAGGAAGAGUUUUGCCCGCUCCAAGGCCAUCCACGUGAACAGGACUUACGAUGAACAGGCGACCUCCCGGGCUCAGGAACCCCUGAGCAGUGUACGACGGAGGGCACUUCUCCGGAAGGCCAGCUCCCUGCCCCCCACCACAGCCCAUAUUCUCAGUGCGCUGCUGGAAUCGAGAGUGAAUCUGCCUCAGUAUCCUCCUACAGCCAUCGACUACAAGUGCCACCUGAAAAAGCAUAAUGAGCGUCAGUUCUUUCUGGAAUUGGUCAAAGAUAUCUCCAAUGACCUUGACCUCACCAGCCUGAGCUACAAGAUUCUCAUCUUUGUCUGCCUUAUGGUGGACGCUGACCGCUGCUCUCUUUUCCUGGUGGAAAGGGCAGCUGCUGGCAAGAAGAGCUUGGUCUCCAAAUUCUUUGAUGUGCAUGCAGGAACCCCUCUGCUGCCUUGCAGCAGCACAGAGAACUCAAAUGAGGUGCAGGUCCCCUGGGGCAAAGGCAUCAUUGGCUAUGUCGGGGAGCAUGGAGAAACGGUCAACAUUCCUGAUGCCUACCAGGUAGGACUUUGCAUUGUCCCCUUCUCCCAGAACCCCAUGGGCUUGGGAGAUAAGCUUUCGGUUAUCCUCUGGCAUCCAGGAACACAUUAA
Molecule: messenger RNA, 1843 nt
Organism: Chlorocebus sabaeus (green monkey)
Lineage: Eukaryota; Metazoa; Chordata; Mammalia; Primates; Cercopithecidae
Source: RefSeq, a predicted model, not a curated record